UUUCUUCUUGAUCCUGACAGAGUCGAUAUACGUUAGAAUUUAUGAAGAGCGGAUGGACAUUCUUCGUGCUGUUAUCAUUGGACCAGCUGGAACUCCAUAUCAUGAUGGUCUCUUUUUUUUUGACAUUUACUUUCCCCCAACUUUUCCCAUGAUACCCCCGAUGGUUCAUUAUCAUUCUGGAGGACUUCGUCUGAAUCCCAACUUAUAUGCUUGUGGAAAAGUUUGCCUAAGCCUUCUUAAUACCUGGCCUGGCCAAGGCUGUGAGAAUUGGAAUUCAUCCAACUCGACCAUUCUGCAAAUUUUAGUCUCCAUCCAAGCCUUGGUUUUAAAUGCCAAACCCUACUUCAAUGAGCCAGGCUUUGUGCAUUUAGUUAAUACACCUUAUGGAGAGAAGGAAUCUCUAGCUUAUAAUGAGGCGACGUUCAUCUCAUCUUGCAAGACUAUGUUGUAUUCCCUACGGAAUCCCCCUAAGAAUUUUGAAGACUUUGUUGCUGAACAUUUCCGCUGCAAAGGCGGCGCAAUCCUUGCAGCAUGCAGAGAAUACAUUGAAGGUGCUCAGGUUGGCUGUGUCGUUGGCAAUGGUGUGCAACAUGUAGACAAAGUUGAUAUGAGCUGUUCAUCAACAUUCAAGCAGAAUCUCAGCGCCCUUUAUGAUCAUCUGGUAAUGCAGUUCGCUGCCAAAGGGAGCUCAAGCUAAGU
Messenger RNA from Dendrobium catenatum, 699 nucleotides. Its product is annotated as putative ubiquitin-conjugating enzyme E2 38. Bases 53 to 697 code for a protein of 214 amino acids. The record is from RefSeq and is a predicted model, not a curated record. NCBI's taxonomy places the organism in Eukaryota, Viridiplantae, Streptophyta, Magnoliopsida, Asparagales, Orchidaceae. Gene Ontology annotation, molecular function: ubiquitin conjugating enzyme activity. The transcript has 3 exons.